This is a messenger RNA of Danaus chrysippus (African queen), 6552 nucleotides long. The record is from the annotation of a GenBank genome assembly. NCBI's taxonomy places the organism in Eukaryota, Metazoa, Arthropoda, Insecta, Lepidoptera, Nymphalidae.
AUGUACAGAUUUAGAAAUCAUUUAACAAGUUCUCAUUUAGUUUUGGUUAGGAAACAGAUAGGAGAUGGAUCAUGUGCCGCAUUAAUAGUGAUGCGAGCGCCACAACGGCACUAUGCUAUCGAUCAGAAGAAAAUGGCUGAUACCUGUCCACCACCAAAAGAUAAGCCGAAGUCUCGGAAACUAUUGUGGGGGACAGUUGGAGCUACAAUGUUAACCGGUGCUGCCAUUGUUUAUGCUAAGUCGAGUCCUGAAGCUCGUAAUUGGCUAGAGUCUAAUGUACCAUGGGCUAAUGACCUGGUAGCCCUUGUGUACCAAGAGAACACAACAUACUGGAAGUUUACAGCCAAUCAGUUCAAUAAAGCAACUAAAUCCGUCACCAAUUUUCUGUUUGGAAAAGAGGGAGUAACACCACUUGAUUUUCAACAACGUCCGGAACAAGAUUUAGAUAAAGAUGCAGCCAGAGAUUUUGCUAAGAAAAGUUAUGAGCUACCGCCACCUACCAUCGAACCUUUAUAUGUGGAAGAGAAAGUUCUAGAAACUCCUGACAUUGAAAUACAAGCCACACUCGUUCAAACGGAAAAGUGUGAACCCCAAAGCCCUCCUCCUAUAAAAAUAACCAAGGACUUGGUGGAACUUGAGCAAGAUAUGCACGAGAACACUAGAUCGGCCAUAGACAAUUUCAAGAAGGCUACCAAACAUUGUGCUGAUUACAAUAAAGCUCUUUAUAGGAUUGUAGAAACACCAAUCGCUGAUCUUGACAGAAAAUACUUCACGACACUGAAGGGCGCUCAGAGUGAACGUGAUAACGCCGUCAAGAAGGCUAAGGAGGCGUCCGCUAAAGCUAAAUGUGCUAUUGAGACCUUGGACCGUAUGAUUAAAGCCGGCGUCCAAGCGCCUCCUGAAACGAUUGCGGCCACUAAGAGAUACAUCACACAGUUCAGGAACGAUUUGAGCAUAGCUGAGGACGAAUAUAAGGAGGCUGUAGAUAAGGCUGUGCUUAGUGACAAGUAUUGGAACAAGGUGGAAGCAGCUCGUAUGAUGUAUAAGGAAGAGCUUCAAAUGCUGUUCCCAAGCAUAGACCUUACAGCGAGACAGCUUGAUAUUAGAGGCGACACCGAUCUUCUGCUUAUGUAUACUUUGAAGCAGAUUCAAUACUUACAAAACGAAAUUGCCGAGUUGCAGACUGUAAGGGAAUUGAAAAUCAACAGAGCUAUUGAAUGUCACGAUGAAAAGGCAAUCAUAGAAGCUAAAGUAGAAGACAUGAUAAAACACGAAAGAAUGGAGAAAGAAAAGGAGUUCCAGAAAAAGAGCUUAGAAAUCCAAGCAGAAGCGAAUAGGAACUUAAAAGAGCAGUUGAAGAAACAGUUUGAGAUACAACAGGAGGUGUUACAAGAUAAACUGGCUAAGAAAGAGAAGGAGGUCAUGAACAAAUUCAGUCGCUCUGUUUCGGAACAAGUUGAAAAGGAACGCGUAGAGUUCAAAAAGGAGCUGGGAGCUAUGGCCGGCAAACUACAGGCUAUAGAACAGACGUUAAAACAGCGUUCAGCCGCGGAGGCCGAGGCUCGUCGUUCUCAGUCUCUGUGGGCCGCGGCCGAGGCGUUACACGCGGCCGCCAGGAGGAACGACGCUAGGGCCACGCUCGACAAGGAACUGAGAGCGCUCGAACAGGCUGGAAAAGACGACAAAUUAGUGCAAACAGUCUUAAAAGGAAUUCCUAACGAGGUCCGUGAGAAGGGCAUCGCUACUGAGAAAGCAUUGAGGGAUAAAUUUGACAGAUUGGAGAGGACAGCUGUAAAAGUAGCUUUAGUAGGACGUGAGGGUGCGAGCCUUGUGGUUUAUUUCCUGUCGUGGCUGCAAUCCAAGUUAUUGUACCAGAAGUUCGCCGAAAUACCUCAAGACGAACUGGACAAUAAACCAACGGAUUUCUCAAAAUUGGAUACAUUUGAUAUCAUACAACGAGCCAGGUACUACAUGGACCACGGCUCAGCUACCCCACGCCCUCCGCUACGUGAACCUCCUCUCCGGGGCCCCGCGGGCCGCGGCCCGCUCCUGGGUCGACGAGGCCCGGGCCCACCUCGAGGUCAGACAGGCCGCGGACGCGGUCAUGGCGCACGCCAGCGUCUCGGGCCUGCUGAGGGAGUAACACCACUUGAUUUCCAACAACGUCCUGAACAAGAUUUAGAUAAAGAUGCAGCCAGAGAUUUUGCUAAGAAAAGUUAUGAGUUACCGCCACCUACCAUCGAACCUUUAUAUGUGGAAGAGAAAGUUCUAGAAACUCCUGACAUUGAAACACCAGCCACACUCGUUAAAACGGAAAAGUGUGAACCCCAAAGCCCUCUUCCUAUAAAAAUAACCAAGGACUUGGUGGAACUUGAACAAGAUAUGCACGAGAACACUAGAUCGAAAAUAGACAAUUUCAAGAAGAGUACCAAACAUUGUGCUGAUUACAAUAAAGCUCUUUAUAGGAUUGUUGAAAUACCAAUCACUGAUGUUGACAGAAAAUACUUCACGACACUGAAGGGCGCUCAGAGUGAACGUGAUAACGUCAAGAAGGCUAAGGAGGCGUCCGCUAAAGCUAAAUGUGCUAUCGAGAUCUUGGACCGUAUGAUUAAAGCCGGCGUCCAAGCGCCUCCUAAAACGAUUGCGGCCACUAAGAGAUACAUCACACAGUUCAGGAACGAUUUGAGCAUAGCUGAGGACGAAUAUAAGGAGGCUGUAGAUAAGGCUGUGCUUAGUGACAAGUAUUGGAACAAGGUGGAAGCAGCUCGUAUGAUGUAUAAGGAAGAGCUUCAAACGCUGUUCCCAAGCAUAGACCUUACAGCUAGACAGCUUGAUGUUAAAGGCAACACCGAUCUUCUGCUUAUGUAUACUUUGAAGCAGAUUCAAUACUUACAAAAAGAAAUUGUCGAGUUGCAGACCGUAAGGGAAUUGAAAAUCAACAGAGCUAUUGAAUGUCAUGAUGAAAAGGCAAUCAUAGAAGCUAAAGUAGAAGACAUGAUAAAACACGAAAGAAUGGAGAAAGAAAAGGAGUUCCAGAAGAAGAGCUUAGAAAUCCAAGCAGAAGCGAAUAGGAAGUUAAAAGAGCAGUUGAAGAAACAGUUUGAGAUACAACAGGAGGUGUUACAAGAUAAACUGGCUAAGAAAGAGAAGGAGGUCAUGAACAAAUUCAGUCGCUCUGUUUCGGAACAAGUUGAAAAGGAACGCGUAGAGUUCAAAAAGGAGCUGGGAGCUAUGGCGGGCAAACUACAGGCUAUAGAACAGACGUUAAAACAGCGUUCAGCCGCGGAGGCCGAGGCUCGUCGUUCUCAGUCUCUGUGGGCCGCGGCCGAGGCGUUACACGCGGCCGCCAGGAGGAACGACGCUAGGGCCACGCUCGACAAGGAACUGAGAGCGCUCGAACAGGCUGGUAAAGACGAUAAGUUAGUGCAAACCGUCUUGAAAGGAAUCCCUAACGAGGUCCGUGAGAAGGGCAUCGCUACUGAGAGAGCAUUGAGAGACAAAUUCGACAGGUUGGAGAGGACAGCUGUAAAAGUAGCUUUAGUGGGACGUGAGGUUGCGAGCCUCGUGGUUUAUUUCCUGUCGUGGCUGCAAUCCAAGUUAUUGUACCAGAAGUUCGCCGAAAUACCACAGGACGAGUUGGACAAUAAACCAACGGAUUUCUCAAAAUUGGAUACAUUUGAUAUAAUACAACGAGCCAGGUACUACAUGGACCACGGCCAGCUACCCCACGCCCUCCGCUACGUGAACCUCCUCUCCGGGGCACCGCGGGCCGCGGCCCGCUCCUGGGUCGACGAGGCCCGGGCCCACCUCGAGCAACGUCCUACAAAUCUUCAAGGAGCAAAACUCUCCCGAUGUCCUGUAAACAAUUACAAGGUGCAAGUACGUGAUCCUUGUCCCCCUAAACCCCCACCUCCGCCUCCUAAACCCAAAGAUGACACUGCUUUUUGGGGGGCAAUGACUGUUGUUUUUUUGGCAGCUGGUUUUGGUUUUAUUGCUAAGCAAAAUCCAGAAAUUAGAGACUGGUUGUCCAUAUACGCUCCCUGGUUCGAUGAUCUCAUUGCAAUUGCUUUUCAAGAAAAUAUGACUUUUGGCGAGAUGGGCCAAAAGUAUCUGGAUAGUAUUAAACGUUCUCUUAAUCAGUUAAUCAAGGACGAUAAAGACACUAAGGUUAAGCCUUGCUCAAUGGAAGUUUCAGAUACUCCUAUUACAAAAUCUGCAGAUCCUGAGAGUCCGCCCUGUGAAGCACCACCGCCUGUCGUAAUCAGUAAAACUGCGUGCGAAGUUGUUGACCACCUUCGGGUGCUUGCAAAUGAUGUUUUAAGCAAUUAUUAUACAGCAGAAAGGGCUUGCUUUCUUUACAACGAGAUUGUUAACGAGACAAUGGCAAACUUCUCCAUCCCAUUACUUAAAGAAUUAAAUGGUCACAUGAAAGAACGACAAGAACUCGUCCAGACUUCCUUACAAAACGCUGAUGAGGCUCUUGCUGACAUCGACUCUUUAGCCCACUAUCUAGAGUGUGGUGCGAAAGGAACCCAGGAAGAAAUUGCAGCCGCUAUUACAGAAGUAGAAGAUUAUCAACAAAAAUUCUUGGCUUCGAGGAUAAAAUAUGAUUGGGAAAAUGACAAAUCUACAGCGUUAGAUAACCAAUGGAAAAGGUCUCAUCAAUUGAAGAAAGAAUUACAAGAGGUCGUGUUUGGAAUGACCGAUCGAGUUAAUAGAGCUUUUGAUACGUUACCUCAAGUUGAGAAAGAACAGAAAGAGCGAGAAGCAAUGAUGGAGGCUGUUCUUAAACAGAAAAGAGCCGAAUUAAAUCAAGAGUAUAAUAAAAGGUACGAAGACCAGCGCGCGGCUAACGAAAAAUUACUGAGGGACUCCUUAAAAAAACAAUUGGAUGCACACGAAGAAAUUGAGAGUAGAAGAUUGUUAGAAAAAGAACGAGAGGCGACGAUAAAAUUGGACAAACUGGUAUCUGAGAAGGUAGCAUUUGAAAAAAGAUUGUUUGCCCAACAACUUAAAGAGAUGUCUGUGAAACUUAAACUUGUGGAAGACAAACUAAAUGCUCGCCUCAAAGCUGAGAGUGAAACUCGUCGAUCUCAAGCUCUAUGGGCCGCUGGUUCAGCUCUUCUAGCAGCCACAAAGCGUGGAGAAAAUGUCGUGAAAGUGAAUAAGGAAUUAGACGCCAUAGAAAAAGCAUCAGGUGAUGGAGAUAAGCUCGUUACAACAGUUUUGAAAGCUAUACCUAAUUCUGUGCGUGAAAAUGGCGUUGUCCCAGAGAGUGUGCUUCGCGCUAGAUACAGUGAGAUGGAAAAAGUGGCUUUGAAAGUUGCAUUGGUGGAAAGAGAAGGGGGUCCUUUGCCAGUUUAUUUCUUAUCAUGGCUGAUGUCGGUGUUUCUUUUUAUGAAGAUAUCAGGGAUACCACAAGAUGAGUAUGACAACCCUCAAAAGGAACCUUCAGAAGACCUGGAUACAUUCGAUUUAUUACAGAGAGCUAGAUUCUGGCUGGGACAAGGCAAUCUGGCAGCAGCUAUACGUUACGUGAGCCUGCUGCAAGGUGCUUCUCUCGGUGCUGCAAUGACCUGGCGUGAUGCGGCACUCGCACACCUGGAGACCAAGCAAGCAGCAGAAGCGGUACUGGCACACGCUACAGCUCUUGGCUUGCACCAAUCCCGUCGCUUUGUAAAAAGCUUAGAAGAUCAAGUAGGAAAAGAGCCAUUCGAUCACUAUACUUACUGUCAUCGUAAUGCAUUGGAAACAAUAUGCCUUACUGCGUUAGGAGAUGACUUUAUGAAAAAUAGCGCUGAGAGCUCUGAAUACGUCUGCACAAUAGACAAAAUGUUCAACAUUCUCAUAUCAAGAUUCCAGAAAUUUUGGUUACAUCAAGAUGUAAUAUAUAACUUUUCCAGUGUCAAACGACAAGAACAGGAGUGUAUAAAGAUAUUACACAAAGCUUCUAGUGCAAUUCUACAAAAGAAAAAAGAAAGUUACAUGAAGGAAAUGGCAUCAACAGAAGAUAAAUUUAGUAGUACAAAAUUUAAACCAUUCAUUCAACUGCUUUUGGAACUGUCUCACAAUACGAAGGUCCUAACUGAUGAUGAGAUCAAAGAACAUAUAGAUACGAUCAUCGUAAGUGGUUCUGAUACAUCAGGUGGCACCAUAACAUACUGUAUGUUACUGAUUGGUUCUUACCCACACGUUCAGGAUAAAAUUAUUGAAGAAUUACUAACUGUUUUUGGUGAUGAUGACAGAGACGUUACGAAAGAAGAUCUCUCGAAAUUAGUAUAUUUGGAAGCGGUGAUUAAAGAAUCAAUACGCUUAUACCCCACUGUGGCUUUUACAGGAAGAAAUAUUGAAGAGGACGUGAAAUUACGCAAUUACACAUUAUUAAAAGGGGCAUCAGCAUAUCUCUCGAUAUAUGCCAUAUAUCACCAUCCCCAGUGGGGACCUGACGUCGAGGAAUUCAAACCAGAACGUUGGCUUGAACCAUCGUCAUUACCAUCAUGGGCAAAUUCCAUUGGUUUUGGAGUAGGCCGAAGAUUUUGUAUAGGUAUAUAA